Molecule: messenger RNA, 194 nt
Organism: Racocetra fulgida
Lineage: Eukaryota; Fungi; Glomeromycota; Glomeromycetes; Diversisporales; Gigasporaceae
Source: the annotation of a GenBank genome assembly
GACUGUGCCAUACCUAAACAAUGAAUCGCGAAUUACAAAUACAUCAAACUUUUAUAUUCGUGUGGAAACAAUUUCAAGAUCUGGAAUUUUUGGUGCCACACCACCAUUAGGAGGUACAUAUGGUCCAAUUUCUAUAUCUUUGAUAGAACCUCCACCAGGUUGGAAUGAAAUUCAUGUUGAUUCAGUUUCUGGAG